Sardina pilchardus (European sardine) is the source of this 2943-nucleotide messenger RNA. It is a transcript of the gene myo3b, whose product is annotated as myosin IIIB. The transcript is spliced from 26 exons. The record is from RefSeq and is a predicted model, not a curated record. Gene Ontology annotation, molecular function: protein binding; protein serine/threonine kinase activity; microfilament motor activity. Bases 355 to 2943 code for a protein of 862 amino acids. Gene Ontology annotation, cellular component: filopodium tip; myosin complex; photoreceptor inner segment. Gene Ontology annotation, biological process: positive regulation of filopodium assembly; regulation of actin filament length; peptidyl-serine phosphorylation. NCBI's taxonomy places the organism in Eukaryota, Metazoa, Chordata, Actinopteri, Clupeiformes, Clupeidae.
UCCAGCCUGCGCAGACAGCUCUCCGCACUCAUCACCGAGCAGCAGGAGCACGGCUGCAGGAGGAGGACCAGGCACGAGAGGAUUAACACGCGUAAGACGCUCAUCAUUGAAAGCAGUCCUGAUGAUGACCUGGUGAAUCUGGAGGUGCUCGACGAGGAAACAAUUAUUAGUCAUCUCCAGAGGAGGUAUGGAGAGCUGCAGAUCUACACGUAUGUGGGAGACAUCCUCAUCGCUCUCAACCCCUUCCAGAGCCUCAGCAUCUACUCCCCACAGUUUUCCAAGCUGUACCAUGGAGUCAGGCGCUCAGAAAACCCCCCACACAUCUUCGCCACGGCAGACGCUGCUUACCAGAGCAUGGUCACCUUCAGCAAAGACCAGUGCAUCAUCAUCAGUGGGGAGAGUGGGGCAGGGAAGACGGAGAGCGCCCACUUGAUUGUCCAGCACCUCACCUUUCUAGGAAAGGCCAACAACCGCACACUGCGAGAGAAGAUCCUGCAGGUAAACCCUCUGCUCGAGGCCUUCGGGAACGCCUGCACCGCCAUCAACGACAACUCCAGCCGCUUCGGCAAGUACCUGGAGAUGAAGUUCACCCCAACCGGCGCCGUCAUGGGCGCCAAGAUCUCCGAGUACCUGCUGGAGAAGUCCCGGGUCAUCAAACAGGCAGUAGGAGAGAAGAACUUCCAUAUCUUCUACUACAUCUAUGCUGGCUUGUACCACCAAGAGAAACUGAAGAAGUACAGACUCCCGGACAAAACACCACCAAGGUACAUUGGCAGUCAGAAUGGGAGGGUGAUGCAGGAUAUUAUCUCUAGCAAACUCUACAAGGAGCAGUUUGAUGCCAUCCAGGACUGCUUCAGGAUCAUAGGGUUCACUGAAGAGGAGGUGAACUCAGUGCACAGGAUCCUGUCUGCCAUCAUGAACACGGGCAACAUCGAGUUCACCUCCAUCACCUCACAGCACCAGACCGACAAGAGCCAAGUGCCCAACUCAGAGGCUUUGGACGAUGCUGCCGAUCUCCUGUGCAUCGGGUCUGAGGAGCUGCAGGAGGCGCUGACGUCCCACUGCGUGGUGACGCGCGGCGAGACCAUCAUCCGCACCAACACGGUGGACAAGGCCACGGACGUGCGCGACGCCAUGUCCAAGGCCCUCUACGGGCGCCUCUUCAGCUGGAUCGUCAACCGCAUCAACGCCCUGCUCCAGCCCGACACCAACAUCUGUGCUGCAGAGAGUGGCAUGAACGUGGGCAUCCUGGACAUCUUCGGCUUCGAGAACUUCAAGAAGAACUCCUUCGAGCAGCUCUGCAUCAACAUCGCCAACGAGCAGAUUCAGUUCUACUUCAAUCAGCACAUCUUCGCUCUGGAGCAGAUCGAGUACCAGAGCGAGGCGGUGGAUGCCAGCCAGGUGGAGUAUGAGGACAACCGGCCCAUCCUGGACAUGUUCCUGCAGAAGCCCAUGGGCCUGCUGUCCCUGCUGGACGAGGAGAGCCGCUUCCCACAGGCCACCGACCAGACGCUCGUGGACAAAUUUGAGGACAAUCUGCGCUGCAAGUACUUCUGGAGGCCGAAGCGAGUGGAGCUGUCCUUUGGGAUUCAACACUACGCUGGAAAGGUUCUGUACAACGUGAACGGGUUCCUGGAGAAGAACCGGGACACACUCCCAGCAGACAUCGUGGUGGUUCUGAGGACCUCUGAGAACAAGCUCCUCCAGCAGCUCUUCUCUAGUCCGCUCACCAAGACAGGUAAUCUGGCCACAUCCAGGGCCAGGGUCACUGCUGCCUCCAGGUCACUGCCCCCACAGCUCAACAACACACGCAACAAGUCUCCCAAAUACCUGCUGAAGGUGGAUACCAUGGAGAUGAUGCGACAUCCUGAGGAGACUACCAACAUGAGGAGGCAGACUGUGGCCUCAUACUUCCGCUACUCCCUGAUGGACCUGCUGUCCAAGAUGGUGGUGGGGCAGCCCCACUUUGUGCGCUGCAUCAAGCCCAACGACGACCGGCAGGCGCUGCGCUUCUGCAAGGAGCGCGUCACGGUCCAGCUGCGCUACACCGGCAUCCUGGAGACCGUCAACAUCCGUCGCCAGGGUUACUCCCACCGCAUCCUCUUUGAGGAGUUCGUGAACAGGUAUUACUAUCUUGCGUUCAGAGCUCAUGAGAUGCCAGAGAGCAGUAAGGAGAAUGCCAAAGCCAUCCUGGAGAAGGCCAAACUAGAGAACUGGGUUAUUGGAAAAACCAAGGUGUUCCUGAAGUACUACCACGUGGAGCAGCUGAACCUGAUGGUGCGGGAGGUGCUGGCGCGGGUGGUGGUGCUGCAGGCCUACACCAAGGGCUGGCUGGGGGCCCGCCGCUACCGCCGAGAGAGGGCACGCCGCAGCCAGGGAGCCACCGUCAUACAGUCAGCCUGGAGGGGCCAUGUCGCUCGCCAGAAUAUCAGGCAAAUCAGGAAGGAGCGCGAUGAGGCAGCUGUCUGCAUCCAGUCAGCCUACAGAGGACACAGAGUACGCAAAGACUGCAAGCAGAAACGACAUUCUGCACCAGAAUCACUGAGGAACGGUUCGGCGACCCAGAGGAAAGGUUCGGCCGCGGAUAGCAACCGCAUCCUGAAAGACCAGGCUCAGGCUGACAGGGCGACUGCUGACAGGCAGGCCAGAGCAGGCAGCCUUGACAAAGGCCCCGGCCCAGACAACACCACCACCACCAACACCACCACCAACACCACCACCAACACCAGCAGCAGCAGCAGCAGCAGCCGUGACAGACACAGCCUGGGCAGCAGCGGAGGAGGAGGAGGAGGAGGAGGAGGGAUUAACACGCAAAUCAAAGUGCUGGACGGCGAGGACGAGUACUACAAAUUACUGUCUGCCCAGGACUCCAUCCCCGAGGAGGACUUCGCCACGGCAACCCCUCCCACGUUGUCACGGGAGCCCCUCAUCACUCAGACCUGA